This is a messenger RNA of Girardinichthys multiradiatus, 4709 nucleotides long. RefSeq names its product catenin delta-1-like. Gene Ontology annotation, cellular component: adherens junction; nucleus; cytoplasm. Bases 430 to 3168 code for a protein of 912 amino acids. The record is from RefSeq and is a predicted model, not a curated record. NCBI's taxonomy places the organism in Eukaryota, Metazoa, Chordata, Actinopteri, Cyprinodontiformes, Goodeidae. Gene Ontology annotation, molecular function: cadherin binding. The transcript has 22 exons. Gene Ontology annotation, biological process: cell-cell junction assembly; cell-cell adhesion.
GCCUCAUAAGGAUGUGCGUGUUUGACCUGGACAGAAACGGUUUAAUCGUUGUCUGAUAAACUGUUUGCGGGGAGUAAACACACCUGUACCAUUUAUUCAGAGUGCGCCGCGUUUACCGUAAAGCUUUUUUUUUUUAAAUCCCGCCCUCCAUUUGAUAGAAAACUGUGAUGUCGCUUCGUUUUUUACUAGGCUGACCCACAGGAGGGGGAGAGAGGGCAGAAAGCACUAAGAACGGAGUAGUCUGGAAGGGGUCGGGGCUGGUAUUCCCUGAGCAGUUCAACCCCCCCCCCCCCCCCCCCCUCCUACCCCACCUUGUUUUUACUUGGAUGGUGAGGAGGCCUUCUACACAUGUUCAACUAGAGCCCCAUCUCUGAGCGCAGCGUGAUUUCUCACCUCUUCUACCAAACCACGCCCACAGGUGAAGUGUGUAUGGAGCAGUGUGAGAACGCAGCGGCUCUGCUGGAGUCAGUCAGGGAGCAGGAGGUGCAGUUUGAACAGCUGACCCGGGCUCUGGAGGAGGAGAGGAGGAAAGUUGGCCUCCCUGCCACCAGCCCCACGGCCCUGGGUCACCCCUUCCCUCACACACAGAACGGGUGUUUAGGGGAUGCAGACAUAGAACGUCUGAAGCUGACGGACUCGUACAUUAACGGCACACAGUACAGAAUGGUGGACCCUGCACACGGAGCUCUUGAUGGGAGCUACACACCUGAGGAUGAAUCCCAGGAAGUACACUCAGUCUUUUCUGAGGAAGGAACCACUCGGAGAGCAGAUAAUGGGAUGAAGAAACCAGUCUCGCGCACAGUCCCGCCCUCUCACUCGUCCAUCGAUGGGAUGCUGUCGUCUGGUAUGGGGGUCUACGGCGCCACACUUUACAGACCCUCUGCAGUCGGGGACUACCCCACUGCAACGGUACCCCGAAAUUAUCACUAUGGUCCUAUGGGCGGAUAUGAAGACUACCGGGGGGGUCCACCAUCAGAGGCGUACGCCAGCCUGAGCCGGGGCUCACGCAUGGAUGAGCGCUACAGGCCAGUUGAUACCUACAGAACCCUGGACUCUGGCUACAGGGCACCCAGCCGUCAGCAGCUGGACCCUUAUGCUGCUCAGCCACAAGUGAGUCGGGGAAUGAGAGCAUUGGGCUCAGCGCUGGAGAUGAGGUAUGGCCACGGCCACUACGGUCUAGAAGAUGAUCAGCGCAGCAUGGGAUACGAUGAAUAUGGCAUGGGGCCCCCACCUAUGCACCCUGGAGGCUACGGUACAAUGCCUCGCCUCGGGCUAGGCCCGGGUGGUAUAGACAGACGCAGACUCAGGAGCUGCGAAGACACUUUGGACAGUGAUGUGGGGGGAGUUGACCCCUAUGCAUGGGGGAUUCCCAUGACAUUGGAGAGGGGUAGCAUGGCUUCACUGGAUAGCACGCUGAGAAAGGCCGCUCCCAAAUCAUGGAGGCAGCCAGAACUACCAGAGGUGAUAGCUAUGCUGAAUUACCGACUGGAUCCCGUCAAGACAAAUGCUGCUGCCUUCCUUCAGCAUCUCACAUUCAAAAAUGAUAUGGUGAAGUCAGAAGUGCGCCGUCUGAGGGGCAUUCCAGCAUUGGUGUCGAUGCUGGACCAUCCCAUUAAAGAGGUUCAUCAUUCAGCCUGUGGCGCGCUGAAGAACAUUUCAUAUGGACGAGACGCAGACAACAAGAUCGCCAUCAAGAACUGUGAUGGAGUACCUGCGCUUGUCAAGUUGUUGAGGAAAACCCGUGACCAAGACCUUACUGACACGAUCACAGGCACCUUGUGGAACCUCUCCUCCCAUGAUUCCGUGAAGAUGGAGAUUGUGGACCACGGUCUGAACGCUCUAGCCAACGAGGUGAUCGUUCCUCAUUCGGGCUGGGAAAGAGGCGGCAGCGGUGGAGAAGAGAGCUGCAAACCACGACAUUUGGAGUGGGAAACCUCCUUGACCAACACGGCUGGCUGCCUCAGGAAUGUGAGUUCAGAACGGAGCGAGGCAAGACGAAAGCUGAGAGAAUGCUCGGGGUUGGUGGAUUCUCUUAUGUACAUUGUCCAGUCACAAAUCAACCGCAAAGAUGUGGAUAAUAAGUUGGUGGAGAAUUGCGUCUGUCUUCUGAGGAACCUUUCAUAUCAGGUUCACCGUGAAGUCCCCGGCUGCGAACGUUACAUAGAGGCGGCUCCUGUUAACCAGGGCCCGACGUCAGCCAACAAGGGAGGCUGCUUUGGUUCACGAAAGGGGAAAGAUGAGUGGUUUUCCAAAGGAAAGAAGGAUGGAGAUGAUGGAAGUGCAGACGCUUAUGAUUUUCCAAAGAGGACAACACCUGCGAAAGGUUACGAGCUGCUGUUCCAGCCAGAGGUGGUCCUUGUUUACACAUCUCUGCUCAAAGAGAGCAAGAAUCCCUCAGUGCUUGAGGCUGCUGCCGGGGCCCUCCAGAACUUGUGUGCCGGUCGAUGGACUUUUGCUCGUUAUAUUAGGGCCAUGGUGCGUCUGGAAAAGGGUCUCCCCAUAGUGACGGAGCUACUUGCUCAUAAUAACGAUCGUGUUGUUCGGGCGAUGUCUGGAGCCCUGAGGAACCUCGCUAUCGACAGCCGCAACCGUGAUCUCUUGGGUGUGCAUGCUCUGCCUAACCUCGUGGCUGUCUUGCCUGAAGGGCAGAGCCAAUCUAGGCGUAAUCUGUCUGAGGAAACGAUAGUGUCCGUAUUGAGCACACUCGCUGAGGUGCUGGGCAAUAACCUGGAGGCAGCAAAGAAGCUUAGAGCCUCAGCUGGCAUUGAGAGGCUGGUGCUCAUCAGUAAGGAUGGCAACCGUUCUGAUCGUGAGGUGCGAGGAACGGGUCAGGUGCUCCAGCUCAUCUGGGCUCACAAAGAGCUGCGCCGGCCACUCGAGAAAGAUGGCUGGAAGAAGUCGGACUUCAUGGUGAACCCGAGUACCACAACCAUCAACGGGCCGAGCACCAGAGCUAACGGCACCUACGAGGACAGUACCACACCCUUACUGGACAAAGGAGAGAAGAGGGAUGUAAUUCCCUUGAAUGAUAUUGGCCCUGAUGCCUACUCUACACUGGACCAGAAGGAGAGAAGACACACUCUGGAAGAAACCACAGACACUUUACCGCGAGGGGUGUAUGGGAGCAGAAAGGGCUCCCUGCCUCUGCUGGACUCCUACGAUGGUUAGCCCUACCCCUUCCCCUCUACCCCCCUUCUGCAUGUAACAGCAUGACAAACUCAUAGUGUGCAUCACCCAGACUGGGCCGUCCCUGCCCUACCACUGUUACUGAGGAGAGAGGAGGCGGACACGGUCUCUUCCUCCUCUUUAACCUCCCCUCUAUCGCCGCACAGCUGGGAUCAAAAGAUGAGGAUCAGCAUCCAAAGAAAGCGGUCGCGUUGCGGGCAAACAAUUACAAACAGCACACGCACACCUAUUUCAUUCAAUUGUAGCAGCAGAAAUAUAUUCAGUUUAUAAAUUAUAGUUGUCUUCUGUAAAGGCAAUCACCUUUGUUGACAAUCAUUUUAUUCUGCAGCCAUCAUCCUGCUUUUUCCAUUCCAUUUUUUCUUGCUACUAAGUAAACAAAUAUUCAUGGUCAAUAUGUUGCUACCAACCCCUGCAUCCUAAUGACGGAGCUGUAUUUAGACUAUGUAGGCUAUAUACUAUAUAUAAAAGUGAAACAGGAUGACUGCAUUAGUUUUGGCUCAUUUAAUAUAAAUUAUCCCUUUUCCUGGGAAUGUUGGGAGGCUGGAUGCACCCACAGGCUGCCCUGUAGAUGGAGAAUGUUUAUAAAUGAGUUAUUUUCCUGUCUAGAGUUAUUUUCUCUCUGUUGGGAUGAGCACAGACCUGAAAAGGAAUGUGUGUAUUUUCUGUCAAAAGCUAAACCUGUGUGUGUGUGUGUGUGUGUUGUGUGUGUGUUGUGUCAAAAUGAGUAUGGACCUUUUUUUAUUAUUAUUAUUUUGAGCAAUGUCUUUGCUUACACGUUUGUUCGUUUGACUUAUUUUUUUAUAUUGUCUUACGAUCCUGCUGCCUCUUUUUUCCUGUUUUUUGUUAUGGUUUAACUUCAGUUUUCUGUUACCCCCAUGUAGAGAAAAAUAUUUUCAGCUGCUUUUUCACUUUUAGUCCUUUUGGAUUUAGCAGACUCGUCCAGUACUACGUGUCAAACCUGGUACUGGGAUGUAAAGCUGUGAGCAAACACUACUACAUGAAAACCACUAACCAAACCAUUCUUGUCUCAACUCUAAGAAAAGGAAAAAAAAAAAAAAUCAGGUCAAUGUUCUCUUAACUUUUCAAGUAAGAGUCUGUUGCCAUUUGUACCUGAAUCUCUAAAUCCGUUUUGUCUGAAAUGUGAAAUUUGGAGGCUUUUGUUACUCAGAGGAGACUCGAGUUUUCAUACAGAUUUGGGAUAAAUGCUUCUUAAUUUAAAUCUGGGUCUGACCCUCUUUAGGUCCGGUUUGUAUUUUAUUUUUUGGGAGUUUGUAUGUUGGUGAGAGCAUUAUGCAAUUUAUUUUCUUUUUGAUUCAACUUUUACUGCUAUGUUUUUGAAAGCAAAUGAGACCAAUCUUUUAGUUUUUGUUUCUUAAUCUCUUCACACACAUAGUAUAUUUGUACUGUUGCCUAUCCAUGUAAAAUUAUGACGUACCAUUCACACCUGCCUUGGCUCUUUUUCAGUGAAGUAUGUAACUGUAAUACUGUUGUUUUUUAUAAAUAAAGAUUUUUUUCUUAGACAA